GAAAGAGCGAGAGAGAGGACCACUCCAGCUGCUGCAGUGUUUCUUUCUUGAUGAGCUCCACUGCUGCCGAGUUAUUAGGUGAAAGUUCAGGUUCUGAGUUAGCAGCUUCAUAUCCAGAAGCCGCUUGCGUUCCCGCUGCACCAUGGGACACGUCCCUCUAGCAUUGCUCCUUCUCUGCUUUCUGGCGUGUAGCAUUGACGGAUUAAGCCUGCCUAUGCCUUUAGGCUCUGGCUCCGGCGAAGAAAGUUUUUUACCGCGCCAGCCGUCCCUACCCCAGGCAGAGUGUGAGUACGGUAAUUGGUCGGAAUGGAUACCCGUGUCCUUCGGAACGCAGUCGAGCGGAAUCGGAUGUCCGAAGUACAUUGAGUAUGAAAGGACUACAGAGCGUCUCCCGGACGAGGGAUACUGCAAUGGAGUUAGCCGGAAGGUUGAAACGAAUAGAACAUGUUUGCCUUCGCCACAAGAGCAACUCGAGAUGUUGAAACAGGCGUUCGACACCGAGUUUGAUGGCGUAAACCCUCCAGAUACUCGUCCGCGCUACGAAGUACCGCAGGCACCAAGACAAGCUCCACCACCGCAAAAUAACCCUAUUGCGCAAGGUCAACACCCACCUCUAGUGGCUCCAGGUUACUCACUCAGCGCACCAGGGCCAGCACCUGGACUAGUCGCAGGGCCUCCAGUACUUCCAUAUGCUCCAGGUCCACGAGCACGCAUAAUACAUCCACAGCGUCCAGCACCUCCAGCACAAUUUCCACCAAGACUCCAGUCGCCACCACAUUUCUACCCAAGCCUGGGUAGCGGCGCUGUACCUUAUAGAAGCAGGAUUGACGAUCACAGCGAAGAAGAAGAUACCGAUCCUGAACCACCGUCUGACUCUAUCACACCGGAGGUAGAUGAGCUUCCCUCACCUGACGACCUCCAGGAAGACCCUAAAGACAUUGCUAUCGUAAUUGACGCAUCCGGAAGCGUUCGCCGAAACAACUACGAACGCGCAGUGCAAAACAUCGCCACACUGAUGGGCCUCAUGUGCUACAAAUGGAAAGGUCCAGGGCAGCCUUCGGAUAUCCGGCUAGCGCUCAUUAUCUACUCCACUAAUGUGCAGAUAGUCUUCAACUUCACGCGCUCCACCGAGAUCCACAUCAGUGCUGAAGCGAUCCGAGACAGCUUCAUGGCCGCCCAGCGACUCUGGUGGGUAAUGGGAGGUUCCACAGCCACAGCGCCCGCUUUGGAACGUUGUAAGUCGCACAUCUUCCAACAUAAGUUUGGAAUGCGCACGGAGAGCAAAAAACGCCUCAUCCUGCUAACAGACGGCUACUCAAAUCGUGGAGGUCCACCGACACCUUAUGCUGAGAAACUUCACGAUGAUGUAGGCGUGGAUAUCUUUCCGAUCGGCAUUGGCACGGGCGUCAACCUGCGUGAGCUGCAUUCUAUGAAACUUAUACAAGACAAAAACAAUCUCUUAUCAAGAUUGCUGAUCCUACCGGAUUUCGCCUCGCUAGCGAGGAUCGUCGAAGAGGUCUCCAGAGACACCGCAACCAAGCAGUUUUGCCAGUCCAAACUUUUGCGAAAGUAAAAGUGUACAUGUAUGUCCAACGUCCAAGUCUGCUCUAAAAGUCCUGGAUUCGGCUCACCCAUUAAAAAAUAAUUUUUUAGGCAAGGCGGAUAGAUGUCAUUCAAUUCUCUGUUUUGUAUUAGCUUUUUUGUCCCCCACGUCUUUUUUGGAAUUUUGCCAGUCUGAUAUAUUGGUGAUGUCUUUGUGCUACCCUUCUUUUUCAUUGUAUUGUCAAUGAAAUGCCCCGUGCCCUUUCGUUUUACACUUUUUGUUUGUGAUAGUACCACGCCGACUAGCGUGAUUAGCGCAAUUGGUCUCUCUGUAAAUAUUUGUAAGUAACUGAGCUCGUUUCGAAUUGCUUUGGAACUGGCCAGUAGACUUCGAAAAAUUGCAACGCUCAGCAUAA
Sycon ciliatum is the source of this 1958-nucleotide messenger RNA. RefSeq lists its product as uncharacterized. The transcript has 2 exons. Lineage: Eukaryota; Metazoa; Porifera; Calcarea; Leucosolenida; Sycettidae. The record is from RefSeq and is a predicted model, not a curated record. The coding region runs from base 143 to 1573 and encodes 476 amino acids.